Molecule: messenger RNA, 3576 nt
Organism: Zootermopsis nevadensis
Lineage: Eukaryota; Metazoa; Arthropoda; Insecta; Blattodea; Termopsidae
Gene: Drat
Product: Death resistor Adh domain containing target
Molecular function (GO): oxidoreductase activity
Source: RefSeq, a predicted model, not a curated record
AAAUACUCAUAGACUAUAUCUUGCGCGUGUCGGUGUGUGUUGUUAUAGCACUAGCGUUGUUAGAAGUAGGAGUUAGUUUCGUUCAGCCGUGCAGUUUGACAGUUUCCUAGAAGAUACUACAAAGCUGUCGCAUAUUAUUAACCCAAAUUACAGCGAAGAAAUUGCCAGAUAUGAAUAAACUGUGUCGUCAAGUCAGUAUUGAGAGCCCUGGACCAACUAUCAGGGACUGCGUGUUCAGUUUCGAAGUUCCGGUUCCAGAUGUUCCGUCAAAAGGUGCAAGAAUAAGAGUUGUGUGUGCUGGUGCAUGCUACCGUCUUCGGAGAUCACCCUCCAUCUCCAGUAUCUCCAGCGUGUCUAGUACGUCAAGUGAAAUAUCUCAGGAUCUGUCUUGCGGAAGUGCACCAAUCCUCCCGCCUCAGAGUCCUGUUCACCACGGUCUGCGAGAUGGGGCACUGUUCCCCGGGUAUGAAGUGGCUGGGAUAGUUGAGUCAUUAGGAACAGAAGUUGAAGGAAAUGAAGAAUUCGGAGUUGGAGACCGAGUGGUGUUGUACCCAUAUGAAGGAGUUCCACAUGGGUACGCAGAGUUCAUCAUCGUUCCAGAACUGCAGUACCUGGUGAAACUCCCUGACUCAGUAUCGCUGAGUGUCGCUGCCAUGUUGCCCACCGGUGCCCUUCUUGCCAUGAACACGGUAUUCAAGGCACAUGAAUACGUUGAAAACAUCCUUCAAAAACGAGGAGAUAAUGGUUUGUGUAAGAUCCUAAUUGUUGGUACCGGUGGUUUGGCCCUAUGGGCCAUGCGCAUUGCCGGUCAUCAUUAUCAGACCAUGAAGGAGAAGGUGUCCAUCACUGUCGCUUCGCUCAAAGACGAAGGCUUCCUCUUAGCCAAGGAAUAUAAAAAGGUGAAUGUGGUCCAGUGGAAUGAAGACUUGUAUGAAAAACAGCUGAUUGAGCGCACUAAGGACGCUUGUCAGGGAGCAGUUGAUAUCGUCAUCGACUUUGGAACCACGUCACGAAGUCUGCAUCGAUCUCUCCAGUGUCUGAGUAAGGGUGGUGUUGUAUUUAUCAGCUCUGAGGUUGCUGAGAAAUUGCUGCCGAAAUUCAGUCGUAAAGCAGAAGAACUCCAACAGUGUAUAAGGCCUGUGGACAUGGGCUCUAUUGAUCAGUUGCGACAAUUGGUUGAACUAGUCGGAAACAAAGAGAUUGAACCCCCACCACAUUCUGUGUUUCCAGCAGACGAAGCUUCGGAAGUCAUGAGGAAACUCUGUCAGUCGGAAAUAAAAGGCAGAGCAAUCCUCGAAUUCCCCUCACCUCCAUCUUCCAGAUUUUAAUGUCUACGACAUGUUGAUUCGUGGAAACUUGUCAGUCCAGGGAAUGUCUUGUUUAGGUGUGAACGGUCGGGCUGUUUCACUGCGUACUUCGCCAAGGAAGACCAAUUAUUGUCGUAUAAUAAAUUGGCUUGGCAUUUUGACCUAGUAUUCAGAUAUUAGAAUAAUAUAUACUUAGGAGCGACCCUGUCCUGUUUUAGAAGUCAUAAGGUGUUGUGUAAGUGUUCUGAAGCUUUGAGCUCGGCAUUUGUGAUGUCUGGUCGCAAAAAUGCAACACCCAUCAUCGAAGGUUUGUUUCGUCAUCUUGUAUGGACGUAUCUGUAAACAAGAAAUGUUUUGUACAGACCUUGUAGGUACUUUUAUAUAACCUCUCAUAAAAUUAGAUUCAUUUUUCCUGACCUUAGUGGUUCAUCAUUGUGAGCAUUUUUCCUUAAUUUUCGUGUGAGCAUUUGUCUCGUCACCGAGCAUUUGAUUAUCAAAGCUUGCACCGCUAACUCGUGAUUAUAGAACCCAAAUGAUUUAGCUUAAGAUUAACUGUCAGGUUGUGACUGAACUUCACUUUGUUCAGUAAUAACAAUGAGGACGAGUAAAAUAAGUGCCAUUACAUCACAUUUCUGUGCGCUGUUCUCAUGGAUGUGCCGCAGUUUAACUUCCUGUUAUGCUUUCAGUGUAGUAGAACAUCUUUUAUUUCUACAUUGAAUGUUGCUAAAGUUUAUUGCACAUCGAUUAUGGAACUGAUGCUGAUAGAAAUUUAUGAAGCGCAACAUAGGGGUGAGAGGUUAGAGGUGCAUGCAUUAGAGUGUCAUCAUCCGAGUUGUAGCAUCGUGUAAUUUUCUUGUUGCGAACUGGUAUUUCAGACGAACUUGCUGUCACCAUCUUCACAGUUGAAUUUUGAAAGUUUAGAAUAUCGAUGGGUUAUAUAGGAUCAGGGCAGGGGACCGAAACUCAUGCCACCAUCAACACCUCAAAUCCUAUGUAAAAGUUCAGCGUUAACCACAACAAAUGCUGCCAUGGUGAUUUCUAGAUCCACAGUAUAAUUCUAGAUCACUACAGAGCAUUGUUUGCAGGGCAACUGACAAGCUUUGCAUAAUGCAGUAACUGGCAGCCAUUUAAAUGGUGUCCUAUCCUGUGGAAGAUUUACAUCCUAUAUACGUGGACCAUACGAAGUACAUACGAAUAGAGGUUGGUGUCAUGUGACAAGACAUAUGUACCAUGUGUGGAGGCCAGCACUGAGAUUUUAGUGUGAUGGUGGAUGCUGAGAUAAGUGAGAAAUUGUAUCUUCUCAUAUAUUUAUGUAUUAAUAUGUUAUCCAACUCCCACAUAGGAUAUACAUUUUGCUGCUUACCAUGCAUUGCAUUUUCUGUAUGUUACUGAUGCAUGCAAUAAAAAUUAAGAAUGUGAAAACUACCCAGAAUUUUUAGUUUUGUGUUGUAUUAUUUAGGUUGGGAGAAAAGCUUGAAAAUUUUAAUAUUUCAUACUUUUAUUGAUAUGAAAGUCAUAUAAAGUUUGAAAUGCAUCUAUAUUAAGACCUCUCUGUACUAUUUACUAACAUUGUUCUUAACCAGUAUACUUCUAAUAGUAUUUUUAAUAUAUUAGCAUAUAAAAGAGUUACUGCUGUAUGUGGAACAGGGAAGAAUCUAAGAAUUAAAAAUUGCUAUUACAAGAGAUUAAGUUAUUGUGAUUUUUGUAAAAUGUUAGUCUUUUUUAACAUUUUCAUAACCAUUUGUGGUAUAGGUAAACAGUUUUUGUAUUGACUCAAUUUAAAAAUAUAGAAUUUCAGUUUCAUAAGUAAUAAUAUAUCAUAUAAAGUGUCUCCAACAACUUUGCUUCAUUGGUACAGCAAAAGAGUAGGUGGUCCACUCUAGCAUGCUUCCAACAUGUUACAUUUUACUAGGCAAUUCACCUAUUUUUUUCUGUGCUGUACUUUAAAUACAAAUGGUGCUUGCAGAAGAGCAGUAUUUCCUUCACACUUUUAGUAAUACAAACAUCUUUUCCCGAUUCGAUCUGGUAUGGUACAUUAUCCAGUGCUAAUAUCUAUUUUGUGAGAAAAGUAAUAUUUUGAUGUUUGUAUUACAGACUUCAUGUAUGUUUUGUAUGCAUAUUAUUUUUAUGUAGGCUAUAAUGAUCAUGUUCAGUCAUAAAUAUGACAUAACACUUGUAUUAAUGUGAUAGAGGAGGUUUUGGCAAAUAUAACCUCUUCAAUAACAAAGCAACAUUUAUUUACAGCAAUAAAAUUGUUUGAAGCAUAAAA